This is a messenger RNA of Drosophila rhopaloa, 399 nucleotides long. RefSeq lists its product as uncharacterized. Lineage: Eukaryota; Metazoa; Arthropoda; Insecta; Diptera; Drosophilidae. The record is from RefSeq and is a predicted model, not a curated record. Bases 16 to 399 code for a protein of 127 amino acids. The transcript is spliced from 3 exons.
GUCAAUUAACCUGCCAUGAACCAGUUAACCUUUGUCAGCUGCCUUUUCCUCUGGUCGACUGUUCAAGCCGCCUUCCAGGACUUUGUGAUAGGUCCUGAGUCUUACGAAGGUGACCACGAACUGUCCACAGACAGACAGGAUUUAUUUGAGGAGAAUUUGGGUGAGGAUAUCAUGAUCUCUUUGCAAGAUGUACAGCAUGACGGUAUUGUGGAUACCAAUCUGCUGAUGAAAGCUGUAAUGCAACAUGCCAAACGUUUGGGCAUGAGUUUGGAUGAACUAGCCAACAUAAAUAUGGAGGGAGAAGGAGAUGAAUCUAUGAACCAGUUGGGCUGUUCAUCUGGGCAAGAAGUCUUUGGAUACCAAGAAAAACCCACCUGGCGGGAUGUUCUGUUUAACUGA